Molecule: messenger RNA, 3300 nt
Organism: Sinocyclocheilus grahami
Lineage: Eukaryota; Metazoa; Chordata; Actinopteri; Cypriniformes; Cyprinidae
Product: trichohyalin-like
Exons: 26
Coding region: 1-3300 (1099 amino acids)
Biological process (GO): spermatogenesis
Cellular component (GO): sperm head-tail coupling apparatus
Source: RefSeq, a predicted model, not a curated record
AUGGGCAAGGUUCAACCACAUGUGGUUUAUGUGGUUAUGUGGUGUGGUUCAACCCUCUACCAGUUGUCACAGAUUCAGCUAGCUUCCACUGAUCUCACUGCCCUCAGAGGAUCAGAGCUUUUGAAGACUGAGUUGUCACGUCGGGACGCGAGCAUCCAAAGACUCCGGCAAGACCUGCUCCUCUCUCAUCAGGCCCGUGACGCCCAGAGCGUUCAGCUGGACGUCCAAGAGCAGAGACUGUGGGAUCUGCAGAGAGAGCUGCAAGAAAGCCAGCAGGAGCUCCAGAGGGGACACGACCGCAACCAGCAGCUUCUCAGGCAGCUGCAAGAUGCCAGGAAGCAAGAUCAGGAGCUACAGGCUCAGGCUGAGCAGAUCCAGUGGCUGGAGGAGGAAGUGUCCAGGCUGAAAUCUCAGCAUAGUUCAGUCAGUCAGCAGGAUUGGUGUUGGCUCCGGAGGUCACGGGAGGAGCUGAAAGCAAGAGAGGAGGAGUGGAAGAAAGAGAGAUCCUUCUUUCAAGAGCAGCUCAAUGGCGUCAGAGAGGAACUCCACCGCGCCAACCUCAGGGAAGAAGAGCAUCGGCUGAAAGUGCUGCAGAUUGAUGCACUCCAAAGAGAGGUUGACAAGACACUGGCACUGCUUGAAAAGGAGAGAGAGGAUUGUGUAAAGGCCAAGGAGCUGGAACAACUGGGAGAAGAGCAACUCAAGGACAAGCUGGUAGAAGAGCAGUCCACAGUCUCCAGGCUGCAGCACGAGCUUCAGGACGCAGAGCGUCAGAGGAAUCUCCUGGGCACCAGAGUAGCUGCGCUGAACUGUGACAUCCAGCAGAAAGACUGCAGGUGGCUCGCAGAGCAGGACGAGGUGUCCAGUAGAGAUGACCUGAAGACCGCUCGGGAGAAUCUGAUCGCUUCACAAGAGGAGCUGGCAGAGCAGAUGCAGCAUGUCUUGUCUAGGGAAGAGGAGGUCGUGUCCCUGCAGAAGGAGGUCAGCAGACUUCAGGAGAUCCUGAAACAGAGAGAGGAGGUGAUAGAGAAGAACAAACACAACACGGCACAGCUCCAGCGAGAGACAGACUCCCUUUACAAACAGUGUAAAGUUCAAAAGGAUGAGCUGUGUGAUCUGCGAGAGGAGGUGCAGGAACAGAAGGAGAGCCGGGUGAAGGAGGUGCAGGCCCUUAAGGAAGAGCUGCAGAGCACACAAAGUCAUCUGCAGCAGCACAGAGAUAACCUGGAGAGUCUGUGCCGAGAGCUGGAGAUGGCCCACAGACAGCAGAGAGACACGGAGGACGAGGUCUCCGGCAGGGUGGCAGCUCUCCGCAGUCAGGAUGCAGAGUUGAUUCAACUAAAGGUAGGUCUACUGGAAGCUGAGAAACUGGCCACAGACGCAGAGGCACGACUGCAACCUCUUAGCGAAUCCCUCGAGUUCUGCAAACACAAGUACCAGGCCUGCCUCAGCAAGAUCGCACAACUAGAGAACACACUGCAUGGCCGCGAGGAGGACCUGAAAGAGGCCCACAGUCAGGUUGCGGUGGAGGGACAGGCCUUGUCUACAGCCCAGCGGUCAUCUCUGUCGGAUACAGUGCAUACUAGGUGUGAGGACCUUCCUGCUCUACCUUCCCGUGCCUUUUUCUCCUCAAGCACCUCCGGCUUCUCCUCUCAGAUACCUAACCUCAGAGUCAGAACAGACACGUCCUUCAGCCGUUCACCCAUGUCUCCUUCCCGUAUGUGUAAGCUCCCCUUAAGUGUUCCCGCUCACUCAAAACCUGCUGGGCUGUCGGCAUUGCAGCACAUAACCUUCACCAGAGCUGAAGAGCGGGAAGAGAUGGUAGUGAAGACACAGGCUGAUUUUUCCAUCUACCGGGCCACUCACGUUCACUCCGACUCAGACUACGGAUCUCUGCUGUCCCGCGUUCAGGAACUAGAGCACGCACUGUUCCAGUCGCUGGAGCGCUGCGGUCAGAGCGCCCAGGAAUUGCGGGUCUGCCAGCUGGAGUUGGCACGGCACCGAGAUGCCAGUUCGGCAGAGGUGCAGCGUCUGCAGGAGCAGGUGAGAAAGCUCCAGGCGGAUGCAGCUGAUGAGGGCCGGAGACAAGCACAAGUUGAUUCUCUGGAACAGAAGGUAGCUAGUCUGGAAGGAGAACUACUGGCAGCUCAAAGGCAGUGUGACCAGGCUAUCCAAAAGAGAGACGCCCUACUUAGACAAUCCGAGGCUGAUCUUCUGCAGGCGCGGGAGAAGAUCCGAAGCAAGGCGGCGGAGGCAGAGAGGCAGGCCGUCUCUGCUCGAGGGCUAGAAGCUGAUCUGCAAAGAGCCAAGAAAGAGAAAAGGCAAAGGGAGAAUCAGUGUGCCUCACUCAAAACACAGAUGCUUCAGCUCAGAGAACAACUGAAGGAGGAUCACGCCACCUGCAGGGACACAGCUCAGGAGCUGACGCAGCAGCAGGAGAAAGUGCAGCUGUUGGAGAGGGGUCAGCGUCUGACUCAGGAGCAGCUCUCAGAGCGUGUGACGGAGAUGGUGCAGGCAGAGAAAGCCCAGAGGAGACUCCAGGCCGAGCUCAAGAGAAUAACAGACAGUCUGGAAAGCACCCAACAUGAGCUGCAGGACUCACGGAGGCUGCUGGAGCGUGUGAAGACAGAGGCCAGCAGCAGCAGACAGGAAGCCGUGAGACUCCAGCAGGUGAAUCAGCAGAUCCAGGAAGAACUGGAUGUCAACAGAGAGACCCUCUCAGCCCUGCAGACCAAGAUGUGUGAACAGGAGAAGCUUCUAAACACACAUCAGGAGCAUGUUUCUGAGCUGCAGCUCACCAUCCGCAGACUGCAGGAAGAAGAGGUGAACAGCCAGACUCAGCUGCAGCUGUGCAGGAGAGAACUGGAGACCAGAGAUGAGCAAGUGCAGAAACACUACCAAGAGAUGAGCACUCUGCAGGCAACAGUGUCCAGGCUGAAGCUGGUGCUGGAGCAGGAGCGGGAGAGGUGGCGGCAGGGGGUACAAGAGGCAGCCAAGGCCGAUCAGAGAGGGAGAGAGCUGAGACUGGAGCUCAGCACAGCACAGGCCUCUCAUAAAGAGUACAUGGAGCUGCUGGCUGAGUACAGUCGAGAGGGGACGGCCCAGAGGAGUGAGCAGGCCCGUCUGCAGCAGUGCCUGAUCCAGCUGACAGAGGAGAGGGAGACUCAGGAGGAGAGAGUCAGACAGAUGAGCGCAGAUCUACAGAGAGCGCACAGUGAGAGCAGGUGCUCUCAGGAGGAGCUCGGGCUUUUAAAAAUAAUUGCUGUUGGUGCUGCAGCCAUAUCAGAGGAAGGCCAGUAA